AUGGCUGACAAUAGCAACAUAAAGUCUACUAAACUUAAUGAAAUUCAUAUUUCAUCUGGUGAUGAUGAAACAUUUCAUCCUGCUCCACUUCCAAUCGAUGAUGAUGGAUUUAUUAUUGCGUUUGAUAUUGAACAACACGAUGAAAUUUUGACAUUCUUCGAAAAACAUGGAGUAGUCGUCAUAGCAAAUGUUCUAACAGAACAAGAAUGCGAACGUAGUGUUGAUGACGUAUGGAAAUUCUUGCAGGAAAUGUGUAAUUCAAAUAUUGAUUGUAAUAAACCAGAAACAUGGAAUUCAAAUUGGCCUAUGUUUUCACACAUGGGCAUACUAGGUAAUGAACGUUGGUUAUAUCCUCAAGCAUGUGAUAAUCGACAAAAUCCAAAUAUUUACAAAGUAUUUUGUACAUUAUUUGGCGAUCACGAAUUGAUAACUAAUGUUACUCGAGCUGGUUUAAUGCGACCAACAAAAGAUGUUUAUUUUCCGUCUCUCAAUAAAACUGAAGAUCGAGAAAAUUGGAAAACAAUAUCGAAUUGGUUGCACUUAGAUAUGAAUCCAUUGACGGGUCGAGCAACAACCUAA
Molecule: messenger RNA, 579 nt
Organism: Rotaria sp. Silwood1
Lineage: Eukaryota; Metazoa; Rotifera; Eurotatoria; Philodinida; Philodinidae
Source: the annotation of a GenBank genome assembly